UGGAGCCUCCUCCUCCUCCUCCUGGUCCUGAUGCUGCUGCUGGGAUCAUCAGCCAGCUCAUACCUCCUAUAGCCGCUUCUACUCAGAGUAGUUUCUGUUUGCCUCUGGAAACUCGUCUCCUCCAUCAUAUUAAUGGGAUAAUAAUUUGAUUGAUUGGUCAUUUCCGAGGAGAAAUGCUCUUUGCUGCUUCCUGACAGAUCAGGGCUUCUUCAGAGAACUUGCAGCUGACUUGGGAAGGAUUAUUUUCUUUUGCUCCACAGCGGGGUGAGGAGGAGGACUUCUUUUAGAUUUUUAAUCUUUCUGCUCCGAGGAGGGGGGGAAGAAGGUGAUCUGGACAAGGGAGGAACAUGGAGCUGCUGUGCGGCUCUCCGGAGCGCAUCAGGCGGUUCCAGCAUCAGGAGCUUCCGGCUGCUGAUGUGCAGCUCCGCGGGCGGACCGAGCUCUUUUAGGAGAGCCGAACCGAGGAGGAUCUGAUCAAAUCCCUGCGUGGCAGUGGACGUGGAUCCCGCAGUAAGGGGGGAGGCAUCUAUGCAAUUGAAUAUUGACUUUGCAUUUUAUUAUGAGCACAGAGGGGGGAGAUGCGGGAGCGGCAUGGGGGGAGGCGAGGGGGUCUCCGACCGACAACAAACGCCACACCUGGGAGGAGAGCGACCCGCUCGGCUCCCAAGGACGUCCGCAGCCCGACGGCCAGGAGAAGCCGCAGCCAGGAGAGGAUGAGGAGGAGGAAGAGGAGGAGGAGGAGGGCCGGGCGCGUGCGGCUGACGAUGGGAAAUUCAGAGAGGACAACGGGGGGAACACUUCCAGCGAGGAGGGGGCGGUGGGGGGCAGAUCUGACAAAGCGAUACCUUCAACCUGCAGCAGCGACACAUGCAUCCCGACCCCCAGCUGCAGGAUCUGCUUCCAGGGAGCAGAACAGGGUGAUUUGUUGAACCCGUGCCGGUGUGACGGCUCGGUGCGGUACACCCAUCAGCAGUGUCUGCUGAAGUGGAUCAGCGAACGAGGCUGCUGGACCUGUGAGCUUUGCUGCUAUCGAUUCCAGGUCAUCGCCAUCAACAUGAAGAGACCAUGGCAGGUAAAGUGGCAGUCCAUCACCAUCACCCUGGUGGAGAAGGUGCAGAUCAUCGCCGUGUUCCUGGGUUCCCUCUUCUUGGUGGCCAGCAUCUCCUGGCUGCUGUGGUCGGCUCUCAGCCCGCAGGCCAUCUGGCAGCGCCGUGAUGUGCUCUUCCAGAUCUGCUACGGCAUGUACGGCUUCAUGGAUCUGGUCUGCGUAGGUUUGAUAGUCCAUGAGGGGGCAGCAGUGUAUAACGUCUUCAUGCGCUGGCGAGCAGUAAACCUCCAUUGGGAUGUUCAAAGUUAUGACAAGGCCAAAGACAUGGAGGAGACCAGCACUGCCCACUCCUCGCUGGGCCCCAGGACGCUUUGGUUGCCUCUGACUACCCUUGGGCCCGGCGGGCCCUUGCAUCCCACCCAGCUCGGGUCACGGCCGUGGACCUGCCUCUGUUUGGCCCCCUUCUGUCGUGGGCUGGUGCCUCGAAACAACCUGAGCCAGGACGCUGACUCGGGAGAGGUUGUCAUUCGUGUAACGUCAGUUUGAAGCAGAGUAAACACCUUGGAUCCAUCACACUCUUGGAAUCUGGAGGCUCAUACAUUCAAACUUCGUUGCCACCGUUCUGGUUGCUUCAUGUGCUUCAGAUAAGUUGGGGUGUUUCUUCUCUCUGGGGCUGGUCCCCAAACCAAUCUCUAUAAGGUAUUGCUCUUCCAUCUUUACGUUACAGCAGCUGUUUCAAGACAUAAAGAUGGAUGUUCAAGAACACAAUGUUGGCACUGUGGCUGAGUCUGUUUCAUCCAUCAUAAACAGUUGAAAUCGUAGCGUAUAUAAGGUCAGACUAUUCUGUUAUGAUUGCUUACUCCAGAACUUGGGGCUCAUUUAAUCCUUUAGAUUCUAGAUCAGGAAGGUUUGAUAAUAGGUUAUUUCAGUCUAGUCGAAGCAGUUUAGGUAACUUUCUCUUUGAGAUCUGUCACCUUUUAUGGUCUGAACUUAGGAACUCCUUGAUGUUUUCAGUAGAGGCAGCCAAGCAGCUUCUAAAGGUCCAAAUUCAGAAAACUUCUAAUCUAGGGUUGUUACUGUCUUUAGUGCCAAGACGUUUUGUUACUGAGGAAUUUGUCAGGAUGUAUUCAGACUUUAAGCACUGUGAACUAAAGAAGUAGACCGUCACUACAGGCCAGAAACAUUAUUUGAGCUGCUGUCAGUCAUCUUUAAGAAAAUAACCCCCUCCUUCAGUUCUUAGAUUUUAAUUAUCAGGACGUAAUGAAAACAUUACUUCAGCUAAUUUAGCUUUUGCAGGUGUUUCUACUCAUCUAAAGGCUAGGACAUAAUAAAAACUGGAUGUCUGCUGUUUGGGAUUAUUGUUGAUUAACCAGUUUGAGUUAAGCUUCAACUGUCAGACAUAAGACUCCUGAAUACUUUGUUAAUCAAAGCAGGUCAUAGUUGACUCAAUGAAUACAAAGCAUGCAGUUCCCAUGGCUGCAAUGCAACCCCAGGUGUUCAUCCCUCCACCAGUAGUUGCUUGCACUGAUAUUCUAUAGUAUGGUUUUCUCCAACCACAUCAUUGUGGCUGAGCUGUCUGGGUCUCAUCCAUAGAAUGUUGUUCCAGAAGUAAUUUUCUUCAUGCAGACCCAGCCAUGUUCUCUAAAGAGAAAUUAAACCCUUUUUAUUUUUUUCCCCAGCCUCUUCCAAAUCAAGCCACUUUUGACCUGUCCUGUUAUGAACUUUUACAUUUAGCAUGCUGAGGGCUGUAGAGUUGAAGAUUGGAGAGUGUUGCAUUGCUUCCACCACUGAAAAGAUUAGCAUUUGCCUUAAAUGUUUUAUCCACUGGAUACUGUCUCCCUAUAGUACAUUCAUAACCCUUUAAAGAUUUAUAAGCAGCAUUAGUUGCUGGUCAUAAGGUUGCACCUGCAGUGAUGAUGUCUUUAGGUCUUGGUGUGGUGUUAACCCACAUCUCAGUGCUGAUGACCCCUAUUCUGUUGUGCAUUAUUUUACACUUUAUAUUACCCAAUAAACAUCCAGUUUUUUUAAUUAUGUCCUGAUACAGAAAAUCUAAUGAUUGAAAGAUAAUUAAUGUUCUUUUCAUCAUAACUGUAGCUCUGUCUCUUCUGUCUGUCUAAUAACUGGACUCUUAUCUGAACCCAGUUUAAUACUGAUUGAGACAAUAUCAAUGUGGAAGCAAAGUUAAGUAACAGAUCUUAACUCUAACCCUUUUUUAUUUCAUUAUUUUAAAGCAUAAAACAUUUUCUUCUUCUUCUUUUUUUUUUUUUAUCAAGAAUGUAUUUUAUUAUCCCUAAAUUGAAAUUAACAGAGCAGUAAUGCAAAUAACCACUAGAGGCUCGAGGUGUUUAGUUUGAACAGGGUCAGCGUGUUGCAGAAAUGUUUGUCCAGUACAAAAUGUUGAUGCUUCCACCUUUAUAUUCCUGUCCAAAUAUGAUCCCCUUUUGAUUUUCUAUGAAUAUUAAGCAACUUUUUAUUAUUUUAAAGUCUCAGUAAAUUAGAUCUUAUCUCAUUAGUUCCAAUAAACACUUCCCAGUCAGUGAGCAAAGAUGAGUGUUUAUACUCUAACUAGUUAGAAAGCUAAGCAGGUCUAUUAAAUCAUAUCAAUGUUUUACAUAGAUAUAAAACAGAAGCCAACAUGGUUUCUAAUGAGCACAACCUGACAUCUGAAUGGUACAGAUUUCAAUUGAUGAUGCAGCAGGUUUUUGUUCAUUUUCUGGAAUACGCUGCUAUAAGCAACAUUCAUUUAACAUGAAAGUGUUUUGCUGUGACAAAGAAUUUAACCACACUUUACUAAGACGUUUAUGAUCAAUGCUCUGUUGAGCUUCCAAGGAUUGGAUGGAUUUUAAAGAUUUUUUUGGUUAAUUUGGUGCCUUAAGAGGCUUAAUAUCAACGUCUCAUUGUGCAGCACAAAUAUGACUUGAAUGUGACUGUAUGU
Cyprinodon variegatus (sheepshead minnow) is the source of this 3983-nucleotide messenger RNA. It is a transcript of the gene marchf11, whose product is annotated as membrane associated ring-CH-type finger 11. The transcript has 4 exons. The coding region runs from base 560 to 1594 and encodes 344 amino acids. Gene Ontology annotation, biological process: protein ubiquitination. Gene Ontology annotation, molecular function: ubiquitin-protein transferase activity; zinc ion binding. The record is from RefSeq and is a predicted model, not a curated record. NCBI's taxonomy places the organism in Eukaryota, Metazoa, Chordata, Actinopteri, Cyprinodontiformes, Cyprinodontidae.